Molecule: messenger RNA, 2447 nt
Organism: Chelmon rostratus (copperband butterflyfish)
Lineage: Eukaryota; Metazoa; Chordata; Actinopteri; Chaetodontiformes; Chaetodontidae
Gene: elob
Product: elongin B
Exons: 4
Coding region: 91-450 (119 amino acids)
Biological process (GO): transcription elongation by RNA polymerase II
Cellular component (GO): elongin complex; VCB complex
Molecular function (GO): protein binding
Source: RefSeq, a predicted model, not a curated record
AGCGUGGCUGUCUGAUGCUGCUGUGAUCUCACAGUUGUCGCUGUGCAGUGGAGGCGUUUUUUUUUCCCUGUGUGCAACCAACCGCAAGAAAUGGAUGUGUUUCUAAUGAUUCGACGUCACAAGACGACCAUCUUCACAGAUGCCAAAGAGUCCACCACAGUCUAUGAACUGAAGCGUAUUGUGGAAGGCAUUUUAAAGAGGCCACCUGAAGAUCAGAGGCUUUAUAAGGAUGACGUGAUGCUUAACGACAGUCAAACUCUUGGAAAUUGUGGCUUCACAAAUCAAACAGCCCGACCUCAGGCCCCGGCCACGGUGGGAUUAGCUUUCCGUCUGAGUGAUGAUUCAUUUGAGCAGCUGAGGAUCGAGUCUUUCUCCACUCCCCCAGAGCUCCCUGACGUCAUGAAGCCCCAGGACUCGGGCAGCACAGCCAACGAGCAGGCUGUACAGUGAGGGAGGGACGCACAGGGGGCCGGAGGGAGGAUGCACGGGGGGAGGGAGGGGUUGAAUUUUGGGAAGCGAUGCCUCAGAGGGUGAGUUUUAUCUUACCGAAGACAGAUCUUCAGCUGGGCAUAAACAGUUACAAACGUGGAUUCCCCUGGUUGUAAAUUUGAGGGCGGGUGCUUCAAAGUGUCCUGAAAUCGGUGAACGCAUGCUAGAUAAAUUGAUAAUUUCAUACAAGACCCUUCAGAGAUACCUGACGGACUUGUCACGACACUGUCAGUCAUCCAUGGGAUUGGUAAAGGCUGAACAUAAAGAAUUGUACCUCGUAUUUAAAUAAUUCUAGUCUUUGUUUGGGGCAAGGUUAUUGCUGCCUUCCUUGUGUUUUUUAUUUUGCCGGCUUACACGUGGGAGUUGAUAAGGUGUGACAUUUUUAGGCUUUUAUGUUUGUGUGUUUCUUUAUUAAACUAUUACUAGGAUUUAACAUGUUUUUGGUCUUUGGCUUGGAUAUGUGUUGCGACAAUAGCUAGGAGUUUGUGAAUUUCUAAGUUACUAUCUGUAUUUCAAAAACUUUUGAACAAUAUGAAUCUGAAAUAAAAUAGAUUCACUCGUUUGCAGAAGAUCUGGCAUUAAGAUGAACAUUUCUUGGUACUUACCAGUAGUUGUAGUUUUCAUACUGUAGCUGCUCACUGAAGUUACUGAAUGCACUCAGUCGUGGGUAUCUACAACACAUGUAACGCUGGCGUGGACCUGGUGUUGAAAAUCAAAUCGCAGACAAGCAUAGCAGCAAUCAAACAUGAAUUAAUAGUGAUUAUUGAUCUUUCUUUUUUUUUAACCUUACUAACAAAGGCGGGGGACUAAUCGACUUUCCUCUCCGGUGUUUGGUUGCAGCAUAUGACAUCUUUGAGAUGCUGAGUAGUAAACCAAAACCUGAUUUAAGUUAAACAGGUAGAUUGUCAUGUGAUUAGUUAUGAACUGUGCCUAUGAGUAGUGAGCUGCACAUUUGACUCUCCAUUAUCCCAGAAUCACUGCCCAUUUAGAUUUAAUUCAUGCUGCAACUUGUUGUGUUGUAUUAUACACCAUUGAUACCUUAAUGCACGCAUUGUUUUCCUAAAUUUAAAGGUAUACUAUGCAGGAGCUGUUGGUUACGGUUUGUAAACACAACAUUCAGACUUGGCCCCUCUUCCACCAGAAGUUCACUGCUUGUAAGCUACUGUUGUAGGAACAUUAAAUGUGUUGGAACGGAAAAGCCGAUGCUUUAGCAAACUAUCUAAGCUAAACUCUGGCACCUACCUGUCCAACAAAAACAGGCCAGCGCCACGUCGCUCUUCACCCCAAUCCUCUUCUUCUUCUAGCAGCUGAAAGUCAACCCCAGAGUCACACUUGUUGUGGAAAGUUUCAUCUGCGUGUUUGCCUCGCCAUAUCUGUUUUUCUUCUUUUUUCAGUGCUGUUUCUGCCAUUUUUGUAGAUUCCUCUUGGAUGUGUGCUGCUUACUGUCUGGCACCUGGUCACUACCUUUAUAAAGUCCCAACCUCACCUGCACGCUGUUAUUUGCUGAUGGCUACACACCCACUGCCCAAAGGCUGCAGCACAGAAAUGUCCAAAAGAGGCCACAGUAAGGAAAUACAGGCAGAGGGCAGGGUCUCAGCAGAUAAAUACACCACCACCCACUUGUAGUGGGUCAAACCUGAUGAUAGAGGGUUUAUACAUUAUUUUUUAGGAAAUUCCUGCAUAGUAUACCUUUAAAGGUAAAGUAGAAAUGAACUCCUCUCCACAUCAAAAUGUCAGAUAAUUAAAGUAUAGCACUGGGUUUUAUGAUCUACAAAACUACAAUUAAAACUCCAUUAGUUACAGCAGGAAACUAUAUUUGACCUGGGGGCGUUGAAUGAAAUUGUUGACAUUACCGCAUUUGCAAUUUGAGGCUGUUAAACAGUGGGACAUGAUCAAAGUUGCACUUGUAACUGAUUGAACAUUAAAACAACUGUUUUUCACCCCUGUGCACUGUGGUG